GAGGACGGCAGUUGGUCACGAACCCCGGCGGUUUUGUCGGGGGGGCGCUGUGGAGCGAGGAGGAGGAAGAAAGAUUGCCCAGCCGGGUUGAGUGUUUGACCUUUGUGGUCCAUGGCAUCGGCCAGUAUCAUCGUGCUCAGCAGGGGCUCAACUCCCAGUUCUUCAAGGAAGUGUCGAAGUUCCGAAAGCUGGCCAUGAAGUAUCAGCUUGAAAGAUUGGCAUCGGAGCCUGAGGGUGGUCCCAGGCCGCACGGACGGGUGGAGUUCCUUCCCUUGGAAUGGUACGGUCCUAUUCAUGUGGACGUUGGAAUAGGCAAUCGAUUGAAGAACGUGACGCUCAAGUCAGUGAGCCCGUUGCGGGACUUCGCGAACUUCGCGGUCGCUGACAUCAUGGUCUACCUGGAUGACCAAUGGCGGGAACGAAUACACGAAGAGCUUACCAGAAAGAUGGGUCAACUGUGGAAGCUUUUCUCAGAUCGCACUCCAGACUACUCUGGAGAGAUUGCUGUGGUCGGGCACUCCUUGGGGUCGGUCAUCAUGUUCGAUCUCAUGCAGAAGGGAGUGGAGAAGCUUCCUCAAGGUCUGCACUGCUCCCAGAAGGAUGUUUCCCCAAGCACAAAGAAGCCAACAGUACCGGCGCCUGCGAAAGUGAAUGUUGCCACGCCUGGCAGCUUUGACCGAAAGGGUGUCAAGAUUCUCAAAGAUCACGUGGCGAAAGGACACGUCGCUGCCUUGAGCAAAGGACAAGCAGCGGGAGCCAUUGAGCAUCCGGUUCCACGAUGUCUCUUUGCUGUUGGAUCGCCCUUGGGGAUGUUCUUGAGCAUCCGUUUGUCGCAGAAGGCGCAGCGCGCCUCGAGGUACUUCAGGGGCCUCGACGUCCGCUGGCCCGCGGUGUGCGAGGGACGAGGAUGGAGGAUGUUCAACGUCUUCCAUCCAGAUGACCCGAUCGCGUAUCGGAUCGAGCCGCUUCUGAACCCGGCCUAUGCGAAGCAAAACCCAAGGGUGGUACCUCACAAAGGUGGUUUGCGCUGGAACCACAAGAUUAGCAGUUGGUUUACCAGCUCCUCCGCGUCCAAGGGACCUGACAGUGCCGGGCUGCUGGACUUGGACGAAACCUUUGAGGAGGUUUUGGUUGUGCCGACUGAGGACCCGUCCAGCUUCUUCGAGGAGAAACCGGCGCGGCAAGCAGUGGUCACCGUGGACAGAGUGGACUACGCUUUGCAGGUCAGUGCCUUCGAAAGCAUGAAUGAGAUGCUCAGUGCACUCCAGAGUCACUUCUCCUAUUGGGACAAUGAGGAUUUGCUCCGCUUCGUCGUCGACCAAAUCCACGAGUCGCUGCAAAGUAAAGCGAGAUCGUCGAAAUGAGGGGACCUGGCAGUAGUUCGACGAACGCGCUCGACGUGUUGGUCCCGUGUGUAUAUAUACAUUUGAUAACACAGCUUAACCGGCCAAAGACUGUCUCACCCGAGGAAAGAAUCGUUUCUCAC
This is a messenger RNA of Durusdinium trenchii, 1486 nucleotides long. The record is from the annotation of a GenBank genome assembly. NCBI's taxonomy places the organism in Eukaryota, Dinophyceae, Suessiales, Symbiodiniaceae.